AUGGGGAAUUACAUAUCCUGCACGCUGCUCGGCACCGCGGGCAAAAACUCGGGCAGGGCUACAAAGGUCAUUUUCCCCUGGGGCGAAAUCCGGCGCGUGGACCAGCCGACCAAAGCCGCCGAGCUCAUGCUGGAAGCCCCAAAUUCCUUCAUCGUCAGCACCAGAUCGCUGCGCAUCGGGAGAAGAUUCGCCGCCCUGAACGCCGACGAGGACCUCGAGAUGGGCAACGUCUACGUGUUCUUUCCGAUGGCAAGGCUGAACACGGCGGCGACGGCGGCGGACAUGGCGCCCCUGUUCCUGGCGGCGAGAUCCGUUUCCAAGAGGGGCGCCGCCCACGGAGGCGCCAAGAUCUCGCCGGAGAGCUGCGGCAAUGGGGAGAGAAUGUCGGUGCCGAGGCUGAAGUUGGACGAUAUUGAAGAGUACUCGACGCCGGAGUUUAAGCACAGAUUGUCUAUGUGCAGGUCCAAGAAGCCAUUGCUGGAGACUAUAGUUGAAGAGCCGGGUUGUGUAAGAUGA
Striga hermonthica is the source of this 516-nucleotide messenger RNA. NCBI's taxonomy places the organism in Eukaryota, Viridiplantae, Streptophyta, Magnoliopsida, Lamiales, Orobanchaceae. The record is from the annotation of a GenBank genome assembly.